This is a messenger RNA of Castor canadensis (American beaver), 4902 nucleotides long. RefSeq names its product chromosome segregation 1 like (gene Cse1l). Gene Ontology annotation, biological process: protein export from nucleus; protein import into nucleus. NCBI's taxonomy places the organism in Eukaryota, Metazoa, Chordata, Mammalia, Rodentia, Castoridae. Gene Ontology annotation, molecular function: small GTPase binding; nuclear export signal receptor activity. Gene Ontology annotation, cellular component: cytosol; nuclear envelope. The record is from RefSeq and is a predicted model, not a curated record.
CUGGCUCCGCCCCCUCAUCGAGGCGCCGCUCGCGCAUGCGUUCUGGCUUCACCCUCGCCACCGCGCCAUUUUGCCGGGGUUUGAAUGUGAGGCGAAGUAGCGGCGGGGCCGGGUUGUGCCGCCUACAGUCCGCAGCUGGGGUUCCCUCCUCUGUACCCGGAUCCCCACGAGGUUCUAGAGCAAUGGAGCUCAGCGAUGCAAAUUUGCAAACAUUAACAGAAUAUUUAAAGAAAACCCUUGAUCCUGAUCCUGCCAUCAGACGUCCAGCUGAGAAAUUUCUUGAAUCUGUAGAAGGAAAUCAGAAUUACCCACUAUUGCUUUUAACAUUACUGGAAAAGUCCCAGGAUAAUGUUAUCAAAGUGUGUGCUUCUGUAACCUUCAAGAACUAUAUUAAAAGGAACUGGAGAAUUAUUGAAGAUGAGCCAAACAAAAUUUGUGAGGCUGAUCGAGUAGCCAUUAAAGCCAACAUAGUACACUUGAUGCUCAGCAGCCCAGAGCAGAUUCAAAAGCAGUUGAGUGAUGCUAUUAGCAUUAUUGGCAGAGAAGAUUUCCCUCAGAAAUGGCCUGACUUACUGACAGAAAUGGUGAAUCGCUUUCAGAGUGGAGAUUUCCAUGUUAUUAAUGGGGUCCUUCGUACAGCACAUUCAUUAUUUAAAAGAUAUCGUCAUGAGUUCAAGUCAAAUGAGUUAUGGACUGAAAUUAAACUUGUCCUGGACGCCUUUGCUUUGCCUUUGACUAAUCUAUUUAAGGCCACCAUUGAACUGUGCAGUACCCACGCCAAUGAUGCCUCUGCCCUGAGGAUUCUUUUUUCUUCCUUGAUCUUGAUAUCAAAAUUGUUCUAUAGCUUAAACUUUCAGGAUCUCCCUGAAUUUUUUGAAGAUAACAUGGAAACUUGGAUGAACAAUUUUCACACCCUCUUGACAUUGGAUAAUAAACUUCUACAGACUGAUGAUGAAGAGGAAGCGGGCUUAUUGGAGCUCCUAAAGUCCCAGAUUUGUGAUAAUGCUGCACUCUAUGCACAAAAGUAUGAUGAGGAAUUUCAACGGUACCUGCCUCGCUUUGUCACAGCUAUCUGGAACUUACUAGUUACAACAGGCCAAGAAGUUAAAUAUGAUUUGUUGGUAAGUAAUGCAAUUCAAUUUCUGGCUUCAGUUUGUGAGAGACCUCAUUAUAAGAAUCUGUUUGAGGACCAGAACACGCUGACAAGUAUCUGUGAAAAGGUUAUUGUGCCUAACAUGGAAUUUAGAGCUGCUGAUGAAGAAGCAUUUGAAGAUAAUUCUGAGGAGUACAUAAGAAGAGACUUGGAAGGAUCUGAUAUUGACACUAGACGCAGGGCUGCAUGUGAUCUGGUACGAGGAUUAUGCAAGUUUUUUGAGGGACCUGUGACAGGAAUUUUCUCUGGGUAUGUUAAUUCCAUGCUCCAGGAAUAUGUAAAAAAUCCAUCUGUCAACUGGAAACACAAAGAUGCAGCCAUUUACCUGGUGACAUCUUUGGCAUCGAAAGCCCAGACACAGAAGCAUGGAAUUACACAAGCUAAUGAACUUGUAAACCUGACUGAGUUCUUCGUGAAUCACAUCCUUCCUGACUUAAAAUCAGCUAAUGUAAAUGAAUUUCCUGUGCUUAAAGCUGAUGGGAUCAAAUAUAUCAUGAUUUUUAGGAAUCAAGUACCAAAAGAGCAUCUUCUAGUGUCUAUUCCUCUCUUGAUCAGUCAUCUUCAAGCCGAAAGCAUUGUUGUUCAUACAUAUGCAGCACAUGCUCUUGAAAGACUGUUCACUAUGAGAGGGCCUCACAAUGCCACUCUUUUUACAGCUGCAGAAAUCGCACCGUUUGUUGAGAUUCUGCUAACAAACCUUUUCAAAGCUCUCACACUUCCUGGCUCUUCAGAAAAUGAAUAUAUUAUGAAAGCUAUCAUGAGAAGUUUCUCCCUCCUACAAGAAGCCAUAAUCCCCUAUAUCCCUACUCUCAUCACUCAGCUUACACAGAAGCUAUUAGCUGUUAGUAAGAACCCAAGCAAACCUCACUUUAAUCACUACAUGUUUGAGGCGAUAUGCUUGUCCAUAAGAAUCACCUGCAAAGCUAACCCCACUGCUGUGGUGAAUUUUGAAGAGGCUUUGUUUCUGGUGUUCACUGAGAUCUUACAAAAUGAUGUGCAAGAAUUUAUCCCGUACGUCUUUCAAGUGAUGUCUUUGCUUCUGGAAACUCACAAAAAUGACAUCCCGUCUUCCUAUAUGGCCUUAUUUCCUCACCUCCUGCAGCCAGUGCUUUGGGAAAGAACAGGAAAUAUUCCUGCUCUAGUGAGGCUUCUCCAAGCAUUCUUAGAACGCGGUUCAAAUACAAUAGCAAGUGCUGCAGCUGACAAAAUCCCUGGGUUGCUGGGCGUCUUCCAGAAGCUGAUUGCAUCAAAAGCAAACGAUCACCAAGGUUUCUACCUUCUCAACAGUAUCAUAGAGCACUUGCCUCCUGAAUCAGUUGACCAGUACAGAAAACAAAUCUUCAUUCUGCUAUUCCAAAGACUUCAGAACUCCAAAACCACAAAGUUUAUCAAGAGUUUCUUAGUCUUUAUUAAUUUGUAUUGCAUAAGAUACGGAGCGCUAGCAUUACAAGAAAUAUUUGAUGGUAUACAACCAAAAAUGUUUGGAAUGGUUUUGGAAAAAAUCAUUAUUCCUGAAAUUCAGAAAGUCUCUGGAAAUGUAGAGAAAAAGAUCUGUGCAGUUGGCAUAACCAAAUUGCUCACAGAGUGCCCCCCAAUGAUGGACACUGAAUACACUAAACUGUGGACUCCUUUAUUACAGUCACUGAUUGGUCUUUUUGAGUUACCCGAAGAUGACACCAUUCCUGAUGAAGAGCAUUUUAUUGACAUAGAGGACACGCCAGGAUACCAGACUGCCUUCUCACAGUUAGCAUUUGCUGGGAAAAAAGAGCAUGACCCUGUAGGUCAGAUGGUGAACAAUCCCAAAAUUCACCUGGCACAGUCACUUCACAAACUGUCAACUGCCUGUCCAGGGAGGGUUCCAUCCAUGGUGAGCACCAGCCUCAACGCAGAAGCCCUCCAGUAUCUCCAAGGAUACCUCCAGGCAGCCAGUGUGACACUGCUGUGACCUAUGUUUCCCUAAGUGGCUGAGCCCAGGAUGGUUCUGAGGAAUCACGUAGACUUCUGAGCACAGCAGCGUUCAGAAAAAGCCAGUGUUCCUUUUGAACUUGUCACAAAGUCCAUCUUGUAAAGUAUAUUAAAUGUCGAUUUAAGUUGAACCUUGAGCAAAUUAGGUGAUUUGUGUGAUCAUAAAUACACGUGGGUGACUUCUAGUUUACAACUUCAGGGGACAAGUAUUAACAGUACAACGUGUGACACUGAUUUGAGCAUUUGCACGGUUUGUAUAAUUUUAAAUUUUUGAUGGAUUCUGACUGUGGAGACUUCUUUCAGUUACUAAAUCCUUUUGUUUUAAAGCUGUUGUUGUUCAUAUUUCUCAUCCUUUGUAGUUUUUGUCUGUUUUUUAAGCUUUUAUUGAAAAUGUGAAAAAAAGAAAGGAAUCAUGGGUGUAACUGCUGAGCAAUGCACGGAGCGUAGGUUAAGUCUGUGAUCAGCAAUAAAGAAUUCCUAAAAUACUGAUCUAAGAACAUCUGAAGGACAGGUUUUCAGUAUUCUCUGAUGCUUUUAUAAAAAUGAAGAAUUUCUUUAACUCCCUUUUCCCUCUGGACUCUAUAAAAUCCUAAUUUCUAAGUCAUUAAAACUCAGUUUAGUCUCUUUUUUUUUUUUCACAAGGGGAGGCAGACUUAAGUACAGAUUUGGAGUUUGUGUUCUAGAGCCUUCUGUAGCAGUUCCGGGUUGGGAGUGUCUCGCUGUGGGAGAAAUGCUGUGCACCUUACUGGGGCUGUGUGAGGUGCUUCAGACGUGGUACCUGGGGAGAGACCUCAGGAGUGUGCGCAGAAUUGUUAAUUGUUGAUUGUAGUUAAACUGGAACCUCUAUACACAGGUUAAGUGAUUUCUCUCAGAAGUUACUUGUUUUUUGGGGUGGCUAUGUUGGAGUUUGAACACUUGCAAGGCAGGUGCUCUACUGCUUGAGCCACACUCGUAAUCCUUUUUGAUCUGGUUAUUUUGGAGAUGGGGUCUUGCUUUUUGUCCAGACUGGCCUGGAUCAUGACCCUCAUAUUUUAAGUUUCUCACUAACUGAGGUGACAAGUGUGCACCCCCAUGCCUAGCUUUUUUCUGUUGAGUUGGGGUCUUAGAAACUUUGCCCAGGCUAGCCUGAACCCUGAUCCUCCCUGAUCUCAGUCCACAGCGUAGUUUGGGAUGAUAGGCAAGAGCUCCUGCACUCCCUGAUGGGGAAAUGGGGGUCUCCUGAACUCCCUGCCCAAGCUGGCCUGGAGCCAUGAUCUUCCAGAUCUCAGCCCCCCAAGUAGCUAGUAUUACAGGAGUGAGUCACCAGCUCUAGACUUGAUGUCUUGUUGUUGUUGUUGUUAAUCUCGGGCACCUGACUUGAAUGCUUUCACUUUCACAUUUUUGUAAUGUUGCUUGAGAAAUUUCAAGCAGCCCCCAGUGUAUUUCUGCCGUAUUUUUUAGGUUUUCUUGCAUCUGUUGGUUUUGACACAGUAAUGGAAACAAACACUAAAUUUUACACUACUACUUUGGCUACUAUGGUGGAAGGACUGGGAAUCUAUUUUUGAAGUACAGAAUUUCUUUUCACAAGUGUGAAAAGUGUGGGGAAAGAAGGCAGGGCAUUGGUGAUGGCUUUGCCCUUCUGGAGGUGCUGUGAGCAGGGCAGCUCGGGUAUAACAGUGACCACGGGUCCAGAGACAGCUCACAGCUCAGAUUUUCUUUCUUGCGUCCAGAAAAUUGAGCCAUUUCUUUCUGUUUUGUUUUGUUUUUGAUACUGAGAGUUUGAACUCAGGGCCUUCACCUUGAGC